Messenger RNA from Poeciliopsis prolifica (blackstripe livebearer), 3021 nucleotides. It is a transcript of the gene parn, whose product is annotated as poly(A)-specific ribonuclease (deadenylation nuclease). The transcript has 26 exons. Lineage: Eukaryota; Metazoa; Chordata; Actinopteri; Cyprinodontiformes; Poeciliidae. Bases 68 to 2116 code for a protein of 682 amino acids. The record is from RefSeq and is a predicted model, not a curated record. Gene Ontology annotation, biological process: nuclear-transcribed mRNA poly(A) tail shortening. Gene Ontology annotation, cellular component: nucleus; cytoplasm. Gene Ontology annotation, molecular function: poly(A)-specific ribonuclease activity; metal ion binding; RNA binding.
GUUAAAAGCCACUUGACAAAGCCUAGCUGAGGUUAGCCGUCAGCCCCGGUUCCGUCGUUCUGCAGGGAUGGAGGUUACACGACAAAAUUUUAAAGACUGCUUAAGCGCGGUGUACAGCGCCAUAGAGGAGGCGGACUUCCUUGCUAUCGAUGGAGAAUUUUCAGGUAUAAGCGACGGUCCUAAUGUCAGUGCGUUGACCAACGGGCUGGAUACACCUGAAGAGAGAUACACGAAGCUGAAAAAGCAUUCCAUGGACUUUCUCAUGUUCCAGUUUGGCUUGUGUACAUUCAGAUACGACUCUGGGAAGUCAAAGUACGUUACGAAGCCUUUUAACUUUUAUGUUUUCCCGAAACCAUUCAGUCGGACGUCUCCCGAUAUAAAGUUCAUCUGUCAAAGUUCCAGCAUUGACUUCCUGGCGAGCCAGGGGUUUGACUUCAACAAGGUGUUUGGUCAUGGAAUCCCGUACCUAAAUCAAGACGAGGAAGCUCAGCUGAGAGAGCAGACGGAGGAACGGAGAAACCAGCACGCUAACGGUCUCGGGACGCCUUCCUUUAUCUCCCCGUCAUCCUCCAAAGUCCCUGCACACGUACCCGACGAACAGAAAGACUUCAUCAACAAAGUGGUAGAGAAAGUUGAGAGGCUUUUCAAUGGAAAUGGGAAAACUCUGAACUUGGACCCAUGUACAGGAUUCCAGAGAAAGCUGAUAUACCAGACACUGAGCUGGAAGUUUCCCAAAGGUCUUCAUGUUGAAACAUUGGAAACAGAAAAGAAGGAGCGCUACAUUCAGAUCAGUAAAGUUGAGGAGGAGGAGAGGAAGAGGAGAGAGCAACAGAAACUGGAGAAGGAGCAGGAGGAGCUCAAUAACGCUGUGGGCUUCUCCAGGGUCAUCCACGCCAUUUCUAAAUCUGGUAAACUGGUGGUUGGCCACAACAUGCUUCUGGAUGUGAUGCACACCAUCCACCAGUUCUACUGUCCGCUGCCAGAGGACCUUCAAGACUUCAAAGAAGUUGCAAUGUGUGUUUUCCCAAGACUUCUAGACACAAAGCUGAUGGCCUCCACUCAGCCAUUUAAGGAGCUGAUCAACAACACAUCUCUGGGAGAGCUGGAAAAACAAGUGAAAGAAACUCCAUUCAAGCCACCGCAAGUUGAAACCGCCGAGGGGUUCCCCAGCUACGACACGGCUCAGGAGCAGCUCCACGAGGCCGGAUACGACGCUUACAUCACCGGCCUGUGUUUCGUCUCCAUGGCCAACCACCUGGGUUCUUACCUGAUGCCGCCGAUGUCUUACAUCUCCCCCAGAUCGAAACUAGUUGAACCUUUCUUCAACAAGCUCUUUCUGAUGCGGAUUAUCGACAUACCCUACCUCAAUAUCACCGGACCAGAUUUGCAGCCGAAGAGAGACCAUGUCCUUUACGUGACCUUCCCCAAGGAGUGGAAGACGAGUGACCUCUACCAGCUCUUCAGUGCCUUUGGUAACAUCCAGGUGUCGUGGAUAGAUGACACCUCAGCCUUCGUCUCUCUAAGUCAGACAGACCAGGUGCAGAUCGCUAUGAACACCAGCCGCUACGCAGAGAGCUACAAGAUCCAGACGUACGCAGACUACAUCCAGGGGAAACAGCAGGAGAAGGAGAAGCUCGGCCAGCCAGCUAAAACCUGGCGGGACGACGGCUGGGUGAAGCCCCACUACCCCUCUUCCACUACGUCUGCUGGGUUUGGGUUCCCCAGGAGGAAACGCAGCAUCAGUCCCACUCAGGGGGAGCAGGGAGGCGACGAUGGCAUCAGCGGGGACGGCUGGAACCACUACUCAUUCCCAGACAGCACUGGCAGCAAAAAGAUCAAAUAUGAUGAUGUCGGCGGCCAGGCGAGCGUUGAAGCCGUGGAGAGCAAGACGUCAGAAGGCUGGCUGAAGAUGACAAAUUCUUCGUAUUCGGCCGAACCAAGCCCAGUCGCAGAUGCUAAAAGUCCAGAAGGCGCCGACUCGGGCAGCUACGCUGACGGGACGGCCACCUGGCACCAAACUCCAACAGUUCCAGGAAGGAAAGAUCAAAAAAGCAAGAAGAAGUCUGACGCGUCAGAUUCUACAACCUCCCUGUUUGAAGUCCCAGAAGUCUGGUAGAGCAGGGAGGCAGCCGCCCCAUGCGGGCCGCCGCUCUGGGCCGCCGCCCCUGGUCAACCUCUCCUCCUCAACACUUGGUGCACGCUCCUCCAGGGUCAUAAAGCACAGAGUGCUGCAUGCCCCACCUUCAUGCUCUCAUUCAACACUUACGGAUAAAGUGUCCAAAGCUACCAGCCGAGACAUUUAACACAAGUUUUGAAAGCAAAAAAAAAAAAAAAAAAAAAAAAACUACAAAAAAAUGUAAACAAGCCAUAACAGCAGCUGCCAUAUUCUGAUCUUAUACUAGAGGAGCAGGCACCUCCUCAGAAAUGACUAUGUAUAUCUCAAACAUGUAUAAAGUGCAGAGAGUUUCACUUAUUCACUGAUGUAUUCAGGCUGGAAUCUGCCUCCACAGCCAUUUGGCACUUUGAAUGCAUUCAUAAAUUUUAUUGAGAGAUGUCUCUAAUCAGUUUGUAUAUAUAUAUAUUUUUUUUGAGUGAAUUUAUUUGCGCUUGUGUGAGAGGGUGCCCAUUUCCCCAGUGUUUGUAUUCCUGUAAAUCUGUUUUCCUACAAGAUAGAAAUGCCAUUUAAUAAAUCCCAUCAGGAUUAUUUAGUUUUAACACAGUCAACCUUUUUUUUUUCUCUCAUUUUAAGAAAAUGGUCUUCUUCCUCAGUUUUAUCAGACAAAUGUGAGCUUCUAAUUGAGAUUGUGAUAUUUAUUGUCGAUGGCAUUUUCACCCUUCAUGAAAGGUGCUUUUUUUUCAGUUUUUUUUUUCCAUUUGUGUUCAAUGUUUUGUAACGAUGUCAAAGUAUGCUGUCAGCACAAAAAGAUGUACAAUUUAAAACAUUUUUGUAUGAGUUUAAAAAUCCUUAAAUUUCCUUUUAAAAGAAAGAGGAAAAAAUUAAAGAAUGUUUCUUAGUAAUUG